AUGGCGACACGCUCUAUUGAUGGCCUCGAGGGUCUCUUGAGAGAGCUCGGCGUAGGUAUAGCAAUGCCUACGUAUGUUGGGUCGGAUGCCUUAUGGAAACCGAUCGACAUAUACCGCAGCUACUUAGCCGAUAUGGCCUCAAAGGCGCUGGGCUGCGAUGCAGGUCUGGCAUAUGAGGCUAUCCAAAGUGCAAAUGUCAAAGACAACACUGACCUAACGCUUGUCUUACCGAAACUAAAAUGGGGCAAUUCUAAGCCGAAGGACCUUGCCAAGGAGGCUUUCAUGAAGUUUUCGUUAACCCCCCUAUUCCAAAUGCCAAUUCCCGAUGGCGUACACUUACGCUUCAUUUUCUCAACCUUAACACUACCCCGGUUGAUACUCUCAUACAUCAAUGAUCGCACGGAGAACCAUGGACAAGGCAGACUGUUGUAUGGUCAGCCAUUACCCCUCACUGAUGGUGUCACCAAAAAGGUAGUCAUUGAGUUCUCGUCCCCAAACCUCGCCACGAAGUUCAACUCCCAUCACCUCCGGAGCACAGUCCUCGGCGCACAAAUUGCUAAUCUGUACGAAUACGUGGGAUGGGAUGUGGUAAGGUUAAACUUUCUAGGGGAUUGGGGAAAAGAAAUCGGGCUGCUCGGUGUCGGGUGGAAGAAGUUUGGCUCAGAAGAGGCGUUUCAGGAGAACCCGAUGGGCCACCUUCACGACAUCUAUGAAAAGAUCAACGAGCAGUUCAAGCCGGAGAAAGAGGCUAGUCGCAAGGCUCGUGAUGAAGGCCAUGACACUGCUGAAAUAGAAGGACAGGGAAUCUUCGCGGAGCGAGAUGGGUUCUCGAAGAGGAUGGAAGACGGCGAGUCCGACGAAAUCGGCUUCUGGAAGCGGGUGCGUGAUGCCAGCAUCGCCUACUAUACGCAUACGUACGAACGGCUCGCCAUCAGUUUUGACGAGUUUUCUGGUGAGUCACAGGUUAAUCCGGAGUCCAUCGCAGAAGUCGAGGCGGUUCUCAAGGAAAGGGGUAUCUAUGAAGAAAGUGAUGGUUCUUGGAUCAUUGAUUACAGCAAGCAUGGCCCUAAGAGCCUCGGUGUUUCGGUCCUAAGGGGUCGCACGGGAAGCACAUCGUAUCUUCUUCGAGACAUUGCCGCCGUUCUCGAUCGCCAUAAGAAGUACUCAUUCGAUAAAAUGAUCUAUGUCGUCGCCGCUGAGCAAGACAUCCACUUCCAAAAAGUAUUCCAAGCGCUUCGAUACAUGGGUCAUGAAGACCUAGCAGCACAGCUUGAGCAUGUGAGUUUUGGAAAAGUUCAAGGCUUACCGAAGCAGUUGGGCGAAGUUCACUUACUCGGAGAGAUACUGGAUCAAUCAGCCAAGGAUACGCUCAAGGUACUCGAAACAAACCCAUAUGACCACGCUGGGAUUGAUGGCAAUGAGAAAUCUGCCGAUAUCCUUAGUGUUACCUCUCUGAUCACGCAAUUUUGUGGUCUCGGCAAACGGGCCACCUCCUACACCAUCAAUACGCAGUGGCUCGCUUCAUUCGAAGGAGACACAGGCCCAAGCCUACAACUCUGCUACGCGAAACUCCGCGCAAAGAUCAGCGAAUCGGAGUCUGAAGAGGCAGUCUUAGCCAACGUCGACUACACGUAUUUGCAGGAAGAUCCUUGGACGGAGGUCCUUCGCGUGAUGGCUCAAUAUCCGGACGCUGUCGAUGCUGCGAUCAAGAGCCAUGAACCAUCCAUGAUCCUCACAUACUUAUUCCGUCUCAGCGAGGAACUCCAAAACUGCCUAGAAGAUGAAUACGACGAUGAAGAUGAAGAUGAGAAUAAAGAUAAGGGAGAAGCGGGAUCCGAAGAACCACCCGAGGCCAUUCUAGCUCAGACGGUCUUAUACAAAUAUGCACAGCAGGUGCUUACGAAUGGAAUGACUGUCCUUGGGAUAGUUCCAAUAUCCUAA
Annulohypoxylon truncatum is the source of this 1941-nucleotide messenger RNA. Its product is annotated as arginyl-tRNA synthetase. Gene Ontology annotation, molecular function: ATP binding; arginine-tRNA ligase activity. Gene Ontology annotation, biological process: mitochondrial translation; arginyl-tRNA aminoacylation. Lineage: Eukaryota; Fungi; Ascomycota; Sordariomycetes; Xylariales; Hypoxylaceae. Gene Ontology annotation, cellular component: cytoplasm; mitochondrion. Bases 1 to 1941 code for a protein of 646 amino acids. The record is from RefSeq and is a predicted model, not a curated record. The transcript is spliced from 2 exons.